Nothoprocta perdicaria is the source of this 1456-nucleotide messenger RNA. It is a transcript of the gene LIN28B, whose product is annotated as lin-28 homolog B. The record is from RefSeq and is a predicted model, not a curated record. The transcript has 2 exons. Gene Ontology annotation, molecular function: nucleic acid binding; zinc ion binding. The annotation marks the transcript as partial. Lineage: Eukaryota; Metazoa; Chordata; Aves; Tinamiformes; Tinamidae.
AGCAAGCUUUACAUGGAAGGAUUUAGAAGCCUAAAAGAAGGAGAACCAGUGGAAUUUACUUUUAAGAAAUCUUCCAAAGGCCUUGAAUCAAUACGGGUAACAGGCCCUGGUGGGAGCCCCUGUUUAGGAAGUGAAAGACGACCCAAAGGGAAGACAGUACAAAAAAGAAAACCAAAGGGAGAUAGAUGCUACAACUGUGGUGGCCUUGAUCAUCACGCUAAAGAAUGUAGUCUACCUCCACAGCCAAAGAAGUGCCAUUACUGUCAGAGCAUCAUGCACAUGGUGGCGAACUGCCCCCAUAAAACUGUUUCACAACAGCCCGCUAGUUCUCAGGGAAGACAUGAAGCUGAACAACAGCCUUCCACUUCUGCUGUCCUGAGAGAAGGAGGAGCAGCGUACGGCUAUUCGUCUCCAUCGUAUUCUCAGGAGGGAAGGUCAGAGCUCUCAGAGCGGUCAGGCAGGUCGCCACAGGAAGCUUCUUCAAGUAAGUUAUCUGCAUCACCUGAAGAACCAAGCAGAAAGGGGCCUUCUGUUCAAAAAAGGAAAAAAACUUAAGAGCUUUUGUCAUAACUUUCCAUUUUCUUUAUCCUCUUGGGAUGUCUACCUCAUGCAAUACAGGGGAAAUUAUUUCAUUAUCAGUAGCUGACCUGGAAUUUUAACUACUGUUGAGGAACUGUGAAUUUUUUUUUUCUUUAAUAGACAAAUCACUCCAAGCAAAAUACAUAUGAUCAGGGUGUGUUAAGUUUUACCUUCUGUAUGUUUGUGUAUGAGUGUGCACGCGCGUGGGUGUGUAUGUGUACUUAUCUAUAAAUAUAUAUAUUUUUCAUUGAACACUCUCCAACUCCCACAAUACAUUAUUGUGAAGCAAUAGAUACACUAUCCAAAAAUGUUCCUGAACCCAUUCUUAGAAACUAUUUUCAAAGGCACUCAAGAAAAGCAAACAAGAAAAUCCAAGAAAUCUCUCACACAGCCACACCAAACCUGAAAAACCACACACAGAGCUAUGAUCAGGACUGUUGCUUUUCUUUUGAACCAAAGGAUACUUUCAUAUUUUAAAGCUGCCAUAUGGUACUAAAGAUACUAAGACAUCCCCUCAGCAUCAAUUUGAGUUAUUUUCUUUCUCAUACCUAUGAAGUAUCAAUGCCUUUCCCCUCCCCGUGCCUAUGAAGGGCAGUGUCAUGAGUGAAUAUGGCUCUCAUGGCCACAAUCCUUGGCAACUGAUCUGAUUUAAACUGAUGAGGAGUUGAAAGCUCCAGGAAAGACAAUGAAUGUGUAGUUUCUGUGCUGGUUUCUCAAAGCGUUUUGUUAAAUUAAUAUGGUUGUAAUUGUAAUGUAGAUGACUUGUGUAGGGGAGAAUGUGUAAGUCAUUACAGACCCUUCUGAGGGGAAGCAGGAGGCCAUCCUGUUUAUCUCGCUGUUUUCUGUGAAAGUUUAGAGGACCUUGGUGAUGGUGGCA